AUCACAAUUUUCUGGCAGGAUGGGCAUGACGGUGAUAAUACAAAACAAAGCACUGCUGAUAUGACUGUGUUUGUCCAGAAUCUUCUACAGCAAAUGCAAACCAGAUUCCAGACAAUGUCCGAAUCAAUCAUCUCAAAAAUUGACGAAAUGGGAAACCGGAUUGAUGAACUUGAACAGAGCAUCAACGAUUUGAGAGGUGAAAUGGGUCAAGAUGGUGCUCCAUCGCCUUCCGCAUCUUUGAAACCAAAAGAGGAAGCAAAGCCAGCGGAUGAUUCUAGUGCAUAAGGAAGAAAUGAUACUCCAAGUUGGCUUUGGAGUCAAUUGGCCAUGUUUGUUAUAAUUGUUUUGGUUUGAAAGUCUUGUCCCAUUUUGUCCAUUAUGACAUUUGAUUGUAAUAUGAUACAUAAACUGCGUACAUGGAUUCUUGGGUUGAAAUAUUUUGACCUGUGCUUUUGGUCAUUGUUGAGGUUAUUAAAAUUAGGGGUGACUUAUUGCCUUAAAAAA
This is a messenger RNA of Solanum pennellii, 504 nucleotides long. RefSeq names its product heat shock factor-binding protein. NCBI's taxonomy places the organism in Eukaryota, Viridiplantae, Streptophyta, Magnoliopsida, Solanales, Solanaceae. Gene Ontology annotation, molecular function: transcription corepressor activity. The annotation marks the transcript as partial. The record is from RefSeq and is a predicted model, not a curated record. The transcript is spliced from 4 exons. Gene Ontology annotation, cellular component: nucleus; cytosol. Gene Ontology annotation, biological process: cellular heat acclimation.